Molecule: messenger RNA, 1389 nt
Organism: Symbiodinium natans
Lineage: Eukaryota; Dinophyceae; Suessiales; Symbiodiniaceae
Source: the annotation of a GenBank genome assembly
AUGGAAGCGGCGCUGCCCAGUUGUACACACAGGAGUGUACUCGCCAACCACUUGUCCAAGUUGCCGGCGUCCAGCAGCCAGGAUCAAGCUCAGCUUGGCCUUCCCGGUGCUACUACAGCGCUUGCAACGCUGCUUGUUCCAGCAAGCGCAGGCUUUGUAGGCCUCGCCGCUCGACGCCGUGUCUGGUCGAAGGCAAAGAGGUCAGAAAAGUGGUGUGCAAAACUGACCAGACUGACCUGCUCACGGUCCGACAAGGAUGGUGACGAGGGCUCCAAAGCCUCCAAGGAGGAAAGAAAUGACAUUCAGGACACUGGCGCUGGUGGCCCGGAUGAGCUUGAUGAUGCAGCCUUUUUUGCAGCUUUCCGAAAGCGAGCCCAGGAAGUUGAGCAGCAAGAGAUGGAACGACAAGGUGUAGUUGACCGAAACUGGCAGGCUGGACGUGCUGAUGUAAAGGUGGGUGCUGUUGCAAACGACUGGGUUCGCCGCGUGAUCUUGGUCGACGACGAACUCUUCGUCGGCACCGCUACGCGCGGCGUGCAGAGAUAUGGGCUAGGCAGUGAUGAGCCUCGGCAGUUUUUUCCUGUCAGCGGUGACCCGACCCGAAGUGUUCCGGCAGACCACCAGGCAGAGUACGACCCUGAGACAUCUGUGACAUCCAUUGCAUGGAGCGGCAGGUGUUUGUUCGCAGGGCUGGCUGGUGGGCGAGUGCACGCAUGGAGGGAAGAUGGCACGCUCCUGUUAGACACGGUGGUUUGUCCAGAGAACUUUGCACGCCCUUGCUUCGUGUACGUGCAUGAGAACAUGCUGAUUGCUGCUGCAGGCGAGGCGGUCAUGCGCUGGCAUGUGGAUGAGCUGGAGUCCGAUGAGUCUGAUGGGGCCAAGCAGCCUGCCAGGAUUAAGGUGAAUGGCAACGUGCACAGCUUGGCCGCAGGAUUUGAGGGAAGCUUCGCUCUCGGAUUGGAGGAUGGGACUCUGGAGGUUCGCAGCCUGGAGCAUCUUAACCUGCUAUCCCGACGCGCAGGCGCACAUCGCUUCGCCAUCUCGGCCGUGCUUGUAACAGCGGAGCAGAUACUGACCGGGGACGCCGCUGGGAACCUGGUGUCCUGGCGCGCCGGGGCUGCGAUGCCCGGGGAGGACUGGGAGAAGCUUUGGCAGCGCGAGCAUCGAGGCCGGGUGGUGGCCAUCAGCCAGGGUGGUGGUGAGGUCAUUGUCAGUGCCGCCCUGGACAGCUUCAUUCGUGUUUGGAAUGCCGAGUCCGGGGACCUGCUCUUUGCUAUUCCAGAGCAUCGUGUGUGGCUUGGUUCACUGAGUAUGUCCCCGGACUGCAGCCUCAUGGCCACAGAUGGAAGGGACAACGCUGUGUACCUCUACAGAUUCAGUGAAGACUGA